Messenger RNA from Aspergillus nidulans FGSC A4, 2704 nucleotides. RefSeq names its product cullin culC. Gene Ontology annotation, molecular function: ubiquitin protein ligase binding. The record is from RefSeq and is a predicted model, not a curated record. The transcript is spliced from 4 exons. Lineage: Eukaryota; Fungi; Ascomycota; Eurotiomycetes; Eurotiales; Aspergillaceae. Bases 233 to 2704 code for a protein of 823 amino acids. Gene Ontology annotation, cellular component: cullin-RING ubiquitin ligase complex; nuclear ubiquitin ligase complex. Gene Ontology annotation, biological process: ubiquitin-dependent protein catabolic process.
ACUCGACAACAUCUGCCUCUGGAGCGAGGAGUGUGCGUUUACGGGCAAGGAUAGUUUCGUUUCCCCCAGUUUCCCCCAUUGCUAAAGACGAAUUUUUUGCGUUGGUUCAUUGAAGCUUUCGGUGGGCUGAUCCUGCCUUCCCUCAUCAACCUCAUACACUUCCGCUGCCCCGCCACUAUCUUGGAACUACCUGUGUUCGUACGUGGAUGGCAACUUUCCAGGUGCUUUCAAGAUGGUAAUGAGAGCGCGACAGAAAAUUCGGGCUCCCCGGAAGGGAAUUCCCGUAAGCGGAGACGAAUUCGAGAAAAAUUGGAAGGAUUUAUCGACGUCUCUAAAGAAAAUACAUACGAAAGACGCCUCAGAGUUGUCGUUCGAGCAACUAUAUCGGAACGCCUAUAGCAUCGUAAAAAUUCAGCGUGCCGAAGACUUGUACGAGCGGACAAAGGAACUUGAGAAAGAAUGGCUAUGUGGUGAAGUUCAAAAGCGAGUCGUUGCCGCAAUCACGCCUAGGCUGUUGCUCGCCAAAGAGGCCGUGGAUAUGCAAGACCAAUUUACGGAGGCUACGGAGAGGCGGGAGACCGGGGAGAGAUUCCUUUCGGCCCUAAGUGAGGUGUGGGAGGACCAUCAGAUCUGUAUGAAGAUGAUUACGGACGUUUUAAUGUACAUGGAUCGAGUCGUUGCGCUUAGGAAAGUUUCCAUAUACGCCGCCGCCAUGGCAUUAUUUCGCGAUCACGUUUUGCGGUCACCUGUGUCGUCGAGUAAUAAUGCCGUCGUCGCUGAUGUGCUCAAGUCUACGGUGUUAUUCAUGAUCCAGUUGGAAAGAUCAGGGCACAUGAUAGACCGAGCUUUAAUCCACAGCUGCAUUAAGAUGCUGGAGGGCCUGUACGAAACGGAGGCGGAAGAGGAGUCUUCUAAGCUUUAUUUGACGUCUUUUGAACCGGACUACUUAGAGGCAAGCGCAGCGUUCUAUCGCGCCGAGGGCAAGCGACUGCUAGAAACGGUCGACGCUGCUACGUUCUGCGCUGUUGUCUCUGCUCGCAUAGCGGAAGAAAAGGAACGCUGUCAGUAUACGAUCUCUCUCCUUAGCGAAUCAAAAAUCAAGGAGAUAGUGGAUAACGAGUUGAUCCGCAAUAAUUUGGCCGAAGUUGUCAAUUUUGAGGGGACCGGGGUUCGAGUCAUGCUGGACCACGACAGGAUAGACAAUCUAAGCAAGAUUUAUGCUCUCAGCGCACGGGUGGAUCCUAAAAAGACCCAUCUGACUGCCGCUGUACAGAAGCGUAUAGUCGAAAUGGGUAACGAAAUCAACAAUGCUUCAUUUGCUUUAGCACAGGCACCUGCACAGCCUAAGUCAACUGGGACAGACGCAGGUCAGAAAAAAGAGAAGGAAAAAGAGAAGCCCGUGAAUCAAGUCACAUCAUCUGCCAUCAAAUGGGUGGAUGACAUUCUUGCCCUCAAGAAGAAGUUUGAUGGUAUCUGGAAAGAUGCCUUUGGGUCUGACCAGGUGCUACAAAGCGCGAUUACGGCAAGUUUUUCGAGCUUCCUCAAUUCCACCCCCCGCAGCUCAGAGUUUCUUUCGCUCUUUUUUGACGAGAACCUCAAGAAGGGCGUUAAGGGUAAAACGGACAACGAGGUUGAUGCUCUUCUAGAGAACGGAAUCACCCUGCUGCGUUAUAUCAAAGACAAAGACCGCUUUGAGGCCUACUACAAAAAACACCUUUCUCGACGACUACUCAUGAAGCGUUCGAUGAGCAUGGACGCAGAGAGACAGAUGAUCUCCAAAAUGAAGAUGGAAGUCGGCAAUCAAUUCACCCAGCGAUUAGAGGCCAUGUUUAGAGACAUGACCAUAUCGGAGGAUCUGACUGCAAGCUAUAAACAGUUUGUACGGGAACAGGGUGACCCCGAUAAAAAGCGAUUCGAGCUGGACAUCAAUGUCCUUACCAGCACUAUGUGGCCAAUGGAAAUAAUGUCGAGCUCAAGGGAUGGUCAGGUUGAGCUUCCGUGCAUCAUCCCUAAGGAGGUUGAGACUGUCAAGCAGAGCUUUGAGAAGUUCUAUCUGGACAAACAUAGCGGCCGCAAACUUUCGUGGCAGCCAAGUAUGGGUACAGCUGACAUUAAAGCAACUUUUCAUCGGUCAAAUGGCAAAGUGCAGCGUCACGAACUCAACGUGUCCACUUACGCUAUGUUUAUUCUUUUACUUUUCAAUGACAUUCCCAUAGGCGAGUCCCUCACAUUCGAGGAGAUCCAGGCGCGCACACGGAUUCCAGAUAACGAUCUCAUUCGAAACUUACAGUCACUUGCCGUUGCACCCAAGACUCGAGUCCUCAAGAAGGUCCCGAUGAGUAGGGACGUCAAACCGACGGAUAAGUUCUAUUUCAACAAUGAUUUCCAAAGUCCAUUCAUGAAAGUACGAAUCGGUGUGGUCAGCGGCGGAGCCAACAAGGUCGAGAGCCAGGACCAGAGAAAGGAGACAGAGGAGAAGAUGAACAACGAGCGCGGCGGCAGUAUUGAGGCCGCUAUUGUGCGCAUCAUGAAACAACGCAAAACAUUAAUCCAUUCAAACCUUAUUAGCGAAGUGCUUAGCCAGUUAUCUGCCCGUUUCGUACCCGACGUUAACAUGGUCAAGCGGCGAAUCGAAAGUCUAAUUGAUCGCGAGUACCUCGAGCGUGUUUCCGAGGACCCCCCGACAUACGGUUAUGUUGCGUGA